AGGAAGUGAGCAGUUUACAAAGUGUGGUUGUGCUGAGUAUUGGCUGGAAGAUGUCGGAAGAUAAGUUCUGCUGAGAUGAGGAUUUAGCUUAAUGCGCUGCUAAAGGUAACAUCACCUCAAUACUACCCAGUGUAUUGUGUGUGUGACCAGAGACAGUGAUGGACAAGUUUGUGAUUAAGCAAUCAAAGAACUCUGACGAUCACAAAUUAAAACAGCGUGAAGUAAAAUGCCGGAAGGACCACCAAGUGGUAGAUUUGAGAGAUGAAAGUCCAAGGAAGAAACUGAAAAGCAGGACGGAAGGAAGUGAAGAAAAAGAACCUCCGCCCCUCUUAUCUGAGCAGGAAUCGGUGAGAGAUGUUGAAUAUUCCUGGAAGCGACUGAGAACUGAGGGGCUGAAUUGUGAUUAUACCAAAAUCUUCAGCAAGCCUGAGGCAGAUGACAUAUUCUUGCAAUUGGAGAAAGUGCUGGAGUAUUUUUCAGGUGAACAGACCAAAGUACAGGUGUUUGGGAAAUGGCAUAAUAUUCCACGCAAACAGGUGACGUACGGCGACCUUGGUCUGACCUACACAUAUUCAGGGGUGACCCUGGCCCCCAAACCUUGGCUUCCUGUACUGGAGAUGAUAAGAGACAGAGUCACGCAGGCUACAGGGCACACGUUCAACUUUGUGCUGAUCAACAGGUACAAAGAUGGAAGUGAUCACAUGGGGGAGCAUCGUGAUGAUGAGAAGGAGCUGGAGCCCCUCAGCCCUAUCGCCUCGGUUUCCUUUGGUGCCUGCAGGGACUUCAUCUUCCGUCACCGAGACUCACGGGGGAAAAGUGCAACACGCCACCUGGAACCAGUGAAGCUGCUUCUUGGCCAUGGCAGCCUGCUGAUGAUGAACUACCCAACAAACAUCCACUGGUACCACAGCCUGCCAGUCCGCAAGAAAGUGCUCAUGCCCAGGGUCAACCUGACCUUUCGCAAGGUUCAGCCUCCACUGAAAAAUUGAGAUUUAUCCACCCCACCCCCCCACCGCACCACAGUGACUGCUGUUAUGAGGAAGAGAUUUUUUUUUUGUUCCAUUUUAGUUUUCUCUAUUUCUUUUUAAGCUGCUGGGUUUAGGGUUACUGCCACCAACAGGCCUUGGCCCAUCAGUAUUGGCUGAUGAGUCUUAAAACCAGCCCCUGUCUUCUGUCUCAGGUGGAUGUAAAAGAUCCCAUGGUACGAUUUUGAAGAAACGGGUAGGGUAGGUGAUCUCCACUCUCCUGGUCAAUAUUUAAUCCUUCAACCAACAUCACAAACAGCUCAGUUCAAUCAAUGUCACGUUGCUGUUUAGUGGGAUCUUGCUGUGUGCAAAAUGGCUGCCCUUUUCCUGCAUAGUGACUACACUACAAAAGUACUUAAUGAGCUGUAAAGGGCUUUGCAACAUCCUGAGAUUGUGAAAGCUGCAAUGCAAGUAUUUUUUCAUAAGUAAUUAUCCACCAGUGAUGUAAUUAUGGAGGGUUUCACAUCUCACCAUCAAGCCUGUCAGUCUGACAUUUCAUGCACUUUAUGGCAGGAUGCAUUGUAAGUGGUAUUGAGUGGGAAACUUGUAUGAUUUUUAUGCCUAGCUCCAUAACCAUCGCCCAGCUACACAGAGACCGAUAGUAGCAUCCCAUGUGUUGACACAGCUGAUCCAGCAGAUUAAGAGUCAAGCCUAGGACUCUUUGGAUUUGUAAGACCAUCUACACUGGGUGAGGGUCAGUUUCGAAACCCAUAAAAGUUGCAUUAUGGAAUUCAAAUAAGAAUCUGGUCUCCUCACCGAUCAUUUCUGUUCAAGGACAGGUCUCUACAUUGGUAAUGUAGCCUUGUCCUGGGAUUCCCUAGGUUCUCUACUGGCUAUAACUGGAGUGAGUGCAGGCCUAGUAUUACCAUUGUCAGGCUGGAGGAGAGGCACAGUUGGUUGGAGCAUGAGUUUUCAGCAUUGGGAUAUGCAAAUUUCCAGCAGAGUUGUUGGAUCAUGAUCAACAAUGGAAAUGUUGGCCAGUUUUUCCCCUCCCUAGCAUAGAGGCAUAUUGUAGCAAUCCAACUGUUGUCCCAGUUGAGAUCCGUUAACUCACUGCAUAACUGAGGAUUGAGACCAUGGAUUAACUCAGCCAGUCAAACAUUAAAUGCAGGCCACUAACAGAACAUUCUUAUAGAUUGAGAAAAUCUAACUAAAAUAUUCUUAGGGUAAGGGGUCAGCUAAUUACGACCAAGACGAGAAAUUUCUUCCCUCAGAAGGUUGUACAAUUCUCUACCCCAAAUGCUCAAUCGUUGAGCAUAUUCAAGGUUGAGAUCAGUAAGAUUUUUGGACACAGGAUAUGGGGAUAAGGCAGAAAGUGGAGUCGAAGGAAAAGAUUAGCUAUGAUCUCAUUGAACGGCAGGACAAGUGAGUCAUUCUGCUCUUACGUAAAAGACUAGCACCCAUUGUGCAGGAGACCAUCAAGGUUGAACAGUAAAAGAUGCUGGAACAAGAGGCAAUGAAUAGGUAGCAUUAGGUUUGAAAAAUAUAAUCCUAGGAAUAAAAAGACUGAAGGAGGGAGUUCCAUAACUUGGCAGUGCUGGAGAAUGAGUUUGAACAGGACAGUGUCCAAAGCAUAACUUAUCACACAAUAAGGAGUUUAGGAGGAGCAAGGGGAAGUUCAGAAAUAUUGAUAAAAUACAUAUCAACUCCACACUAAAAUGGAGAUUUGCUGUUAGCCCAAAGAAAAUUUUAAUUAAUUUGUCAGACAGAAAAGUAAUAAAACACUUGGAAAAUA
This is a messenger RNA of Carcharodon carcharias (great white shark), 2760 nucleotides long. It is a transcript of the gene alkbh2, whose product is annotated as alkB homolog 2, alpha-ketoglutarate dependent dioxygenase. The transcript is spliced from 4 exons. The coding region runs from base 159 to 989 and encodes 276 amino acids. The record is from RefSeq and is a predicted model, not a curated record. Gene Ontology annotation, biological process: DNA repair. Lineage: Eukaryota; Metazoa; Chordata; Chondrichthyes; Lamniformes; Lamnidae.